AUGAAACUUGAAGAAUCUAACCAACAACAACAACAACAACAUCAACAUCAACCACAAACAGUUAUUAAUAACUAUUAUAAUACAUAUAAUUAUUAUUCUGGUCCUCCUCCUCCCUCUUCUUCAUGUCAAUUGCAAUCACCUCCUAUUCCUCUCCUAAAAAGUAGUGAUAUAAACAUAUUGGUACAUUUAGAAAAGAUAGCAGAUGUAAAUGGAGUUGGUGGUGAAUUUGUAGGUACAAGAGGACAAUGCAGAAGAUUGGAAGGAUUUCGACUUCAAUGGAAUAAACCAGUUGAAGGGUUAUCAUUUACGUACAUGGCACAUUUACAAAAUAUUGGAGAUGUGAGUUGGGUCAAUGAGGGCCAAUUCAUUGGCACAAGAGGAGAAUGUAGAAGAUUGGAAGGAUUUGCAAUUAAACUAACUGGUUCAUUGGCAAGCCAAUAUAAAAUUCAAUAUUCAGCACAUCUUGAAGGACAUGGUGAUACUUCAACCUACAGUAAUGGUGAAUAUUGUGGGACUAGAGGUCAAAGUAGAAGAGUCGAAGAGAAUAGUAGUGGUGGUAGUAGUAGUAGUAGUAGUAGAUACUCCACCUUUGUUUUGUUUAAUGGAUACUAUUUCCUUAUUCCUUAUCACGAACAUUAG
Molecule: messenger RNA, 639 nt
Organism: Cavenderia fasciculata
Lineage: Eukaryota; Evosea; Eumycetozoa; Acytosteliales; Cavenderiaceae
Exons: 2
Coding region: 1-639 (212 amino acids)
Source: RefSeq, a predicted model, not a curated record